AUGCUCGCAGCGACCAAGCUCGUCGCGGCUCUCGUCGCCGGUCUCGCGGCCGCGUCGCCCCAGCCGUUCCAGAUUGGGUACCCCGUCCCGCUGAGCCUUCGCGGGGACCAUAGCGGUCCCUUCAACCACACCAUUCAUCGCGACGGCGCAAGCUACCUCUCGGUGCAUUUCACGUCGAUCGCGUUGCCCCCGGCGGCGACCCUGUCGCUAGCCUGUGCCGAUGGCGCCAAGCAAGUGUCGUUCACGGGCGCCCGCGCCGACUUUUACACCGAGUCGUUUCCGUGCAACAGCGUUGACGUCGUCUACUCUGCGCCAACGUACGAUAGCAGCAGCCACGCGCCGGUGUUUGAAGUGGACCAGGUGAUCCAUGGGAGCGCGCAGUCGAACGGCAUGCUUGAGACCAUCUGCAGCAUCACGGACGAGUCUCGGCCGAGC
Molecule: messenger RNA, 435 nt
Organism: Saprolegnia parasitica CBS 223.65
Lineage: Eukaryota; Oomycota; Saprolegniomycetes; Saprolegniales; Saprolegniaceae
Exons: 1
Source: RefSeq, a predicted model, not a curated record